CAAAAUUUCUUUUGUGGGCCGUUUGUACUUCGCCUUUGCCUUAUAGGAUUUUUUUUCCCUGCGUUGGCCUCUCAGUCAUAUUCACUUCUUCAUAUUCAGGCCCUCAGUGUUACCCUCAUCACCACCACAAACAAUCUAUUGUCUUUGAUUCUUCUUACUCGCUUUUGCGUAUCUCCGCCUACGACUCAUCAGCUCUUUCAACCCUUAUAUAACAGACAAUAGCAACUAUGGACAGAAUCGGCAACGACACCACCAUGCAGAACUCUGACGCCCUUACCGAGGGUCGUCGCAUCUACAUGGGCAACCUUCUGUACUCCGUCAAGCCCGCUGAUGUCGAGGGACUCCUUCAGGAUGCCGGCUUCACCCAGUACGAGAAGAUUCACAUUUCGGUUGAUCCCCUUAGCGGAAGGAACCCUGGAUACUGCUUCAUCGAGUUCACCACUCGUGAGGAGGCUGAGCGCGCUCUUGAGAGCUUGGCUGGCGUUGACCUUUGCGGACGUUCCGUGAAGCUCGGCCCUUGCCACCCCAAGACUUCUUCUCAGCGUCGGGAGGGAGCGUCCGCCUCCCCUGCGCCCCGCUCCACUUUCGAUCGGUGGGGUGACUGGAGAAGCGGCAGCAAGCCCGCGGCGACUGAGGAGCAGAGGUCGUAUGGUACUCAGAGGCGCACUGGUAGUGAUGCGAAGGAGGGCGUUGUCCAGAACAACAAGAGACUUUAUGUUGGUGGUCUUGGCGAGAUGAUCGACCAGGAGCAGAACGACGCAGAGAUCCGUGAGAUCUUCCUUGGGUUUGAGAUUGUGACUAUCGGCAAGCGUAUCGCUCCCAACCCUCUUUCGAGGCCUCAGAACGGCAGCGGUAGCCACCACUACUGCUUCGUCGAUUUUGCGUCCGAGGACGAGGCUGAGCGUGCUAUGACGGCGACCAACGGCAGGCCCAUCCUGGGCGGCACCCUUCGUGUUUACCCUGCCAAGUCCAAGGCUCCUGUCCGGGAGGCUGAGGAGGGCUCCUCCUACAGACCUCGCGGCGAGCGCACUGAGCGCACUGAGCGUACCGAGAGGGCGGAGCGCCCCGCAAAGACUGAUCGCAACCCUGAGCGUCAGAGGGAGAUCCUCGGUGCCAGGAGCUGGAGGGCCGGCCCCAGCGCCGUUGCUGCCGAGUGAACACCAUCAUGAUCGGUUUAUCAAGCACUACUGUCCAAGUCGGCACGGAUGUGCCCUAGUUAUACCCCUCCGUCAAAUCUACCUUCAGAGUGUCUCAUCCUGUUGAUGGAGACAACCGAUGAAGUCAACAGCCGCCUCGCGUUCGGUGGCAUUGUGAGCUGGAUGAUACAUGGCCAUGCAGUUGCUUGAACUGGCCCAGACUCUCGCCAUUCGAUGCAGUAGAAGGGGCUGAAGUGUGGAUGCACAAGCGGUUCCAUUCAGGUGGCCGAGCAGCCAGUGCUGUACGUCAUUUGUUGUGGUUGAGCGAGCUCGAUCAGGGCCGAACAAGCGAGGGUGAAGGCACCAGAGAGGGAAUGGAUAAGGGAAACUACAAAAAGGGGGUCUCAUGAGUACAGGGGCGUGAGGGACUCAGCGGGAGCACGGUAUGAUUCAUUCAAAAAUUAUUGCCUUCGGGUUGUACAACCACAUCUGGUCUUCAAUAGUCCUUUUUCUUCUUCUCCGUGACGCGGAGAUGCUUAAAAGGCCUCCUCUGUUUAAUUCUUUCAAGCCCCUGCUUCCACUGAAUCCACCCUAGCUCAUGAUUGAUUGAAAGUCUCUCUACCAGAUACGGUUUCCCU
Neurospora crassa OR74A is the source of this 1774-nucleotide messenger RNA. RefSeq lists its product as hypothetical. The record is from RefSeq and is a predicted model, not a curated record. NCBI's taxonomy places the organism in Eukaryota, Fungi, Ascomycota, Sordariomycetes, Sordariales, Sordariaceae. Bases 228 to 1157 code for a protein of 309 amino acids. The transcript has 2 exons. Gene Ontology annotation, molecular function: RNA binding.